CAUGGGUGGUGGACGUCACAGUCGGAAAAAUGGCGGCGUGGAGUGGUCUCCUGCGUUCAACUGCGUCAAUUUUUAAUAGAAAUAAAAAUCUAGUGGUGAACAACUUGGUGAAAAAUGGGACAAUCACGAGAUACAUGUCUGGACACGACCGAACGAUGCAAAUUGUCCCAUCUCGUUGGAUGUGGGACAAAACAAAGGAUUCGUUCCACCUGUAUUUCAUGGUAGCUGCUAUUCCAAUUACUGUGGUAAUUUUUUGUGUCAACAUUUUCAUUGGACCUGCGACCCUCUCUGCAAUCCCUGAGGGAUACGUUCCCAAGGAAUGGGAAUAUUACAGGAGUCCAAUCACCAGAUUUCUCCAACGCUAUGUCUUCACGACAGAUCAAAAGGAGUACGAGAAGUACUGUCACUUUAUCUGGACUGAACAAGAAGUCAUGAAAUGUCGUGAGCUUGAGAAUAAAGUCAUGAAUUUGGUUAAAGACCGCAAGGACUACCAGGUUUACUACUAUAUUCCUUACACGAGUGCUGACUACAUGCGUAGAAUGGCUCAAAAGGAGAAAGACCAGGUAGAACUCUACAGUGGUAACUAAACGGGUUCAACAAAUACCAUAAUUAAUCAACAAAAUUAAGUGGAGAUGAACCGAAACUGGAAAAACAUCGUCAUUGGGCUGUUAUAAUCCAGUUAAUGAUAGCUUCAUUUAUAGUGGUGAAUAUUCAUUGUACAGUUAUUAAAAUAAAUGAUUAAUCGUAAACAAAAA
Molecule: messenger RNA, 755 nt
Organism: Diachasma alloeum
Lineage: Eukaryota; Metazoa; Arthropoda; Insecta; Hymenoptera; Braconidae
Gene: ND-SGDH
Product: NADH dehydrogenase [ubiquinone] 1 beta subcomplex subunit 5, mitochondrial
Exons: 3
Coding region: 30-587 (185 amino acids)
Source: RefSeq, a predicted model, not a curated record